AUGCCCGAUAGCAAGCCCAAGCCUGAGCAAGUGGAGCUGCUGAAGGCCGGCAGCAAGUUGAACGAGAAAAAUGGGUCUCCUGCAAUAACUUUGGUUGGUCAGGAGUUCUAUGAGGUCAAGCUGACCACUGACUUCAUCAAUGAGCGCUUGCAGAUUUUGGAAAGAAACCGGAAAAACAAGAAGGUUGUGGCCAACUUUGACUUCGUGCUAACCUGGGUUUCUGUCUCCGAAUUUGCCUUUGCCCCACCCACGAAGAAGGAAGUCCAGGCCAAGUCCCUGACCAAUUUGGCGGCUGUGGAGGAGCCUGAGGCUGAGGUAUCGGGAGCAGAUCACGAAGCAGGUAAUGAGGAGGCAGGUGGUGGUGCAAGUGGUGAUGAGCAAGUGGAUGUUUGGGUUGAAACGCAUGGGAUGACCCAAGAGCGUACACCACUCUUUUGCACCACUGAAAAACCAAAGCCGCCCCAGCGACAUUGGCACAUCAAGCAGUCUAGCUUUGCUACUCCUGAUCAGAAAGUUGUCAAAGAAGACCCUGUUCGUCGUGAACUCUUCAAAGAGGGAGAGGAGGAGGAGCCUAAGGAAGUGGACCAGGAGGAUACAAAACCCUUGUCGGUGCCUGAGUCUCUUCCUGUUGCAGCAGCUGAAGCCACUAAGUCCAAGAAUGUGCGGGCAGCCCUUGAGAAGGACAUUGAGGAUCUGCUCAAAAAGCUGGGGUCUGGACGAACCGAACUCCAGACUGCAUUGGAAUCUGGCGUUGAGGUACCAGAGAUGGAGAAGAUCACCCAGCGCAGCAAAAACCUGAACGAGCUUGCAGACACAGUCAUGGAGCUAUUGCUCAUUGACCUUGGCUUCUUUGGUGAUGUGGAGGCCUUAACGCUCCGCCAAUGCCUUGCGGUUGCGUACAAGGACUUCAGGAUUUGGUGUCGUCUCAACAAAGUUUGGUCUACAAGUUCUGGGGCUUCUAUGAACUGCAAGGGCUAUUGCUCUCGAGUGAUCCUAGCGUGGCUUUCUAGUUGCCUGAACAUUGCAUUAAAUAGAGCUGUGCCUGCCAGCCGGGAUGCACUGAAUCGAUUCUUUUUGUCUAUGGAGUCGGCAGGGCGGUACCUGCAACAUGGCAGCACGCUUGAAUCCUACAAUAUACAUCUGCUCUUGCUUUAUAGACCUUGGUAUCUGAACAGAGGUCUAGAUCAGAGGCUGAAUCGCUCUAUUCUUAUGGGAUGA
Messenger RNA from Durusdinium trenchii, 1218 nucleotides. Lineage: Eukaryota; Dinophyceae; Suessiales; Symbiodiniaceae. The record is from the annotation of a GenBank genome assembly.